AUGGAUGAUCUGGCUUUUCUUGGUGCAAAUAGCUUGAGGCUGGUUGCAAAGACGUUUGGGGAGGUCAGACAUUUCUACGAGGCGUUUGACACUGCAGAAGAAGCGCGUUCACUGGUCAAACUUUUGUGCUCUGAUUCUGAUUCGAUUUCUGAUGCAUUUCUGGAAUCAGCUGUUGAGAACUUGCUGCAGUGGAGGAUUUCAGCUGGACCUAGCAUGAAGCGCAGACGUCGUUUGCAUCUGGAAAGGAUUGCUGGAACUCUGUUGUUGCCGGGCAAACCGGCCCCAUCGAAGCCCACACUGGAAUUUGAGGAGAUUGUGCACAACGACCCCAAGGCUUUCCUUGAAGCAGCUCGGCGCGCACAAAAGGGAACCAAAGAUCUUGGAGGACUUGGCAGCCGCGCAGAGAAGGAAAACAGGGAUCGCAGAAGGUAUGCGUUGGAGUUUGCUAGCAUCAUUGAGGAGUCAUGUUUGCCGGUUGCCCUGCAGAUCGUUGCUCUGGACAAACCGGAGAUUGCUUGGUUGAGAGUCUGGGGAAGCCGUAGGGCAAAAACCUUGCGGAACCGCUUUAGGGCCUGGAACAAGUUUCGCUCCUGGCUCAAUGCAACAUAUGGGGUUGUGUGGCCAAAGGACGCUACGCAAGUGGUGAACUUCAUAGAAGAGUUGAUUGACUAUGGGUGUCCUGUGAGCUACCCCAACGAGCUCCUGGCUGCUUUGUCCUUGUUGGAGCAGGUUGGGAAAGUGCCCUUCCAGGAACACUUGAAAAGCUGGAAGGUGGCUUUGGGUGGAAGGGGAAAGGAGAGGGGACCUGCAAGGCCAUACGCCGUGGCCAUCAUGACAUCACUGGAGCUCUUGGUUGUCAAUGAAGGGACCGACCAUUACUUUAGGUUUGUAGGGUGGCUCAUGUUGCUGGCUGGUUGGACUUCACUGCGUGUUGAUGACAUACAAAGCAUUCAGCCGGAGUCCUUGCGUUUGAGUAACAGAGGACUGAGCUUCAAGUUGGCGAGAACGAAAACCACUGGACCAGGAAAAAAUCAUGGUGCUGUGCAUGGUUUUGUUUGCAGAGAGGUCUCCAUUACCGGAGAAGACUGGAUGGUGGUUGGCAUGCUGUCGAUGCAGCGGGAUGACAUGAAGUAUCCCCGAGAUUAUUUGACUCCGGGACCGCCCAAAGAUUUUUCAGGCUUCAUACCCAAGAUUGUGGCACCUCCAGGGUUGGCGAACUAUUUCAGGAUGGUCUUGUCGCGCCUCUGCACCCCACGUUUUGCGGAGGGACGAUGGACGCUCAGUGAACAGCUGCUUUUGGUGCCCCAGACAUUGAACCUUUUCUGGACGGGACACAGUGCGAGGCAUUUUGCCACGCAAACUGCAGCUGCGAUUGGCGUCGACAAAGAGAAGCGUGACUAUUUGGGUCGCUGGGCAAUCGGACGAGUAGGGAGCAAUGCAUAUCUCCACACUUCCAGACAGGUAGUGGAGGCAAUUCAGAGAGAGAUCUUGGAAGCACUCUACAAACAGGUCGGCGCUGGUGGAUAUGAUGAACAAGAGCUCCUUGAAGACAUCAAGGACUUCGCUGACCGACAGGGUUUGAUCGGAUACCGGUUGGUCAGGCGACAUCGCAUCUUGCCAAUUGACAGGUUGGACCCUCGCUUCACCAUUGCGGAAGACACUGAUGCGGAAGUUGAGAAUGAGGAUCGCCACCAACGGAAUUUGGAAGCUGAAUCCGGGACGAUGUCUGGAGCGGCCCAUCCUGAUUCAAAGGAAGGCCCCACAUACUUUGUGACGAUUUCCAGGCGAAACGGAUUCAGACGCUUGCAUUUGACAGGAGCCUGCCCGGUGCAAUCAUGGAGGUGUCAAGAGAUGGAACCCGUGACGGACGUGGCGCUGGGGGCUUUCGACGCAGUUUGCCUCCAUUGCAAACGGCGCAUACAGCAGAGCGAGGGCCAGGAGGACCUCGACGAGGACAGUGAGUCAGAUGCUGAUUCAUCUUCAACGGAUGCAGUAUCAGUGCCACGCUUGCAUGGAAUGCUCAAGCGACAGGCGCAGGGCCGCAAGGCCAUUCAGUUGCAUAACACCUCGCUGAUUGCGGGACUUCAGACUCAGCAGUCUGAGAGUCACAUGGCAGUUUUGGACGAUGUUGCCAAGCGUGAGUACAUCUCUUCUCAUGCUGCGGCUGACCUGCAAUAUGUGUUGGACGACAGCUCCGCCCCCUUAGAUGUCCAAUACCGAUUGGUUAGACAUUACACUUCGUUGAAAGUUUUUGCUGCCAUGGGUGAUUUUGCAGGGGAUAUCAGAACAGCUGCACAGUCAGAUUUUGCCUUAGACCCUUCAGCUUCAGCCGAAGCCCGUGCCAACGUGGCUAAACUGGUCUCAGCUUGGAACUUGGCAAAGGAUUUAGCGGCAAAAGCGAAAGAACUGUUUGCUGAAUCCAAAGUCUUAGGGACACCACGUAUCCUCCAGCACUCAGAGAGGCAAGCGAUGUUGAAGGCGGUGCAGAAUGCAUACGCCAACUCCCUGAAUCAACCGAAGACUAGCGCCGCGGCCGUGACAUCUGCUAUGCAUUCAAUGCUCAGGGAUGCUCGAGCAAGUGUGGCAGAGUACAUUGUUGCAGAGUCAAGGGAUGCUUCGGUCAGCAUAGUGCAAGAGAACAUCACCUCCAGUCCAAAAACCGAAGGUCACAAGACCAAAGUUUUCCGAGUUCUAUACCUCUUUUGUGGUGUGCCAAGGAAGGCAGACCUCAAAGCUUGGCUGUUGCGUUUGGCGCCCAGGCAAAACCAAUGGGAUUUGGAAUACAUCACCUUCUGCGGCUUACCCUUCCAAACUGUGCCGGUAUCUGGCCUCCUUGAUGCUGUCUCGCUUCGAAAGGGGGAGACACUCGACAACAACAGACAGGUUGAAGUGGCCAUGGGCUCCCCUUCUUUGAGCCCCCGGCACUUCCGCCUCAACUUGUUCUGGCCGAUCGUUGCAGACUGGGAUUUAAACCAAUCUUACCUGGUCGACGGGCUGGGACUUUGCUCACCAAACCGUUGGUGGCCUUCGGACCGCUUUGUCUUCGAGGAGCCCGAAGCUGGAGCAUUGGCCGAGCGCUUGCAUGUGAUGGACGCGCUUCUGGAAGUCAGACGGAAAUGGGCGGCAUGCUUACCAAGACCGGAAAAGGCACUGGAGAAGGCAGAGGGUCAACCAUUUUUCUUGGAGCUUUUGUCCCAGACAUUGCAGUUGCUGGGUGAUCCAGAUUGGCGCAUCUUGACAGAAGAUCAGGAGUGCUUUGCCACCGGGGUGCCUGUGGGUUACAAUACUCCUUUGCCACGGGUAGCGGCUGUCUUCCCCCCAAAAGAGAGGAACAAGCGCCUUGACGAAUCCAUAUUCAUGGAGGAUUCGGCUAACUACAAAUCUGCUGAUGCGCUGGCUGACAAGUUGGAGCAGCAGUUUCGUGAAGAGGAAGCGCUUGGUAGAAUGUUCCCUACAACUUUGGGGGCAUUGCAAUCACAAUACCCUGGAGAAAAGAUCCUCAUCGCACCAAUGGGGGCGCUUGAAAAGCCGAACGGCGGAGUGCGGCCGUUGCAUGAUGCUGCACACCACGAUCAGUUACAGUACCCUGGCCCAGGUGAUGCUGCAGCGCUGGUGGAAUCAGCAAGGUUGUCUGGCGAGGCACGCUUCGCUAUGUCAGCCGACAUUGCAUCGGCUCACAGGUUGGUGAAAAUUCGCAAGGCAGAUUGGAGACUGCUUUGCUGCCGGGCGCAUUCGCAGUCGCCUGUUCUAUGGGUCAAUCGCGUUGGGACGUUUGGAGUUAGCUCUGCGUCUUAUUGGUGGACAAGGCUUUUUGGAUUAGUUGGCCGAAUGGUCACUUGGGUACUACGGCGGGCUCCCAAUCUUCAGAUUGUUUACGUGGAUGAUUUACACAUGCUGGUAUGGGGCCGUGACAAAUUUGUUUGGCUGUGGAUGAUGGUGGCCACAUACGAGAUUUUGGGCACGCCGUUUGGAUAUCACAAGUUCAAGGGCGGUGUGGAAAUGCCCUUCGUCGGCUAUGAGCUGAACUACUUUGACAAGACUAUUGGAAUCUCUCAGAAGAGGGCGUCUUGGCUCAGAGAAUUCAUGGAGGAUUUGGAGAGGAAGAAUUACACGGUUGCAAUGCGAGAUUUUCAUGAGUUCCUGGGCCGUUUGGGCUUCGUGGCAAGAAUUUUGAUUUGGAUCAAGCCGCACCUUGCGCCUCUUUACAGUUGGAGUGCGGCCCUUGACAAGUCCUGCGUUGCCAAGGCCCCUCGUAUGGUGAAGCUGGUCGUCAAACACUUGCUUUCUCAGCUGGGGGCCCUUUCGAGGCACCUGAGCAGCUCCAAACCGCUCAGGAGUUGGCAUGAGGAGUUCCGCACUGAUGCGAAGUGCGAACCUGGGCGGGUGGUUUUGGCUGGUCAUCAUUUGAAGACUCAGGAAUGGUUCAUUUUGGACUUGGGCCCACAUGAAGCCCCCUUCCUAUUUGAUGAGAAAGGGGAGUCAAGCUGGGCGUCAGCGUCGGCCGAACUCAUGGCCUCUAUGGCUGCUUUGCAAAUUUUUGGAUACUUUGCUGCAGGGAAGACGCGUAAGGUUUUUCCAAUUGCAAUUGCUGCUGGAACGGACAACAAGUCCAACCAACACUUAUCUCUCAAGCGUUCAUCGACAGCGUGGCCGCUCAUGUUGAUCAAUAUGCGGCUGUCGCACCACUUGUGCCGGGCCAAUCUUCAGUUGACGCUCCGUUGGAGGCCCAGGGAUGAGAAUCAGGAGGCGGAUGACCUCACGAACCAUAGGACUGAGAGAUUUCCGGCAGAGAAACAAAGGUGUAUUUCGUUUGGUGAUUUAGAUUUAAAUUUGCUACUUCAGUUGUGGGCGGUCAGAGAUGAGUUCCUGGACCGCGAUGGUUUGAAAAGCUGGCCGUUGAGGCCGGAGGAGGUCAGAACCAACAAGGAGAAAACGAAAUGGUGA
Messenger RNA from Cladocopium goreaui, 4944 nucleotides. The record is from the annotation of a GenBank genome assembly. Lineage: Eukaryota; Dinophyceae; Suessiales; Symbiodiniaceae.